AUGUUUCAUUCGCCGGAGGAGGGCGCCUCUUCGGAACCUAAGGUUGUGAAGAAACCAUUGGUUAGGGGACCGAUCAUGUCUUUCUUGGAAGAGCAUGGUUCCCGCUUUGACCAUGCUGCGCCAACCCCACAGGAUGCUGAACCUUUUCCUGGCCCACAAGGCUCACCGUCCCCUGCGGUGUGCAAGGUUGGGAAGAGCCUUGGUCGGUCAGGCUGGGGCUCUCUUCUCAACCUGAGUGCAUAUAAAGCUUUGCAUCCUGCCUGGAACCAGGAGCCUGACCUUUUACACCUCGCCGAAGGGCUUGAGGAGCAAUGCCAGGAGGGCACCUUGGAACACUGGGCCCUUUUUAAGUCUUUGGAGGCCACUGAGAUUCAGGAUCACAGCCUUGAGACCUGGGCCCGCAUCGCUCGUGCUUCUGAGGACUUAGUCCACUCUGUUUCCUCGGGUCAGCCUCGUACUUUCAAGUUUGUCUCGGCAAAUGUGACUUCCUGGAGACCUGAACUUAGGCAGUGGCUGGUCUUUCACCAGUUUGAUGUGGCCUUGAUUCAGGAGCACCACCUUUCGGAGAGGGCCUUUCAUGCUGAAACGGUUGCCCUCGCCAAGGCAGGCUACCAUGUCCAUGGCCAGCAUUCCCCUGUUCGCAAGCGGGAGAUUGGGGGUGUGAUGGUGUGUGUUAAGUCGCAUUUGCAGGCCAGACACGUUCACACCUUUCAGGAUCCUGAAACGGGCUGUGGUUUCGUAGCUGUCGCUAUUCGGGUGACGGGUUUCGACUUAGCCCUCUUGUCGCUGUAUCUUGAGUCAGGCAGCACUUUUGAAGGCCGGGCCAAUACCUUGGUCCUGUCCAAUAUGUAUGCAGUGAUUGCCUCGCUCAAGUGCCCGUGGUGCGUGGUUGGAGACUGGAACCUAGAUGCUUGUGAGGUCCUCGCCACCAGGCUUGAGGACCUCACAAAGGGUCGGUUACUUGGUACUGGGAUGCCUACUGCAGGCACCGCAGCUGAGCUGGACUAUGCACUGGUCCACCCCCGGUUGGCCUCGCAUCUUUCGCUUGAGCUUGCCUGGGAUGUUCCCUUUAAGCCCCAUGCGGCGCUUAAGUGCACCCUUCCUCUAAAGUCUUUGCAGGACCUCCAGCCAAAUUUGCGCUCCAUCACUGACACUUUUGACCCCAUUCUUGACGACCAGCGCAAUUUGCAACCCCCGGUUGUGUCACCGCAGAGGGUCACCCUCCUGGAAAUCGAGGCUUGUGACCCCGCCUCCCUCGCCUUUGCGGAGUUUUCUGCCAGCCGGUUCAAGGCUGGGGGGCCGCCCAAUGAAACCCUUUCCCUGCUCUCCAAGCUCGGCCCUGAGCACCAUCAAUGGGCAGACGAAGCCCGGGACACUGUUUCAAAUCAUCGUGACCUCGCGGCCCUGAGGGCCCAUGCUGAGGCGCAGGCCAAGCUUGCUAAGACCGCUCAGCAGGGAGCGCAGGCGGAGUCAUAUCAACAAUGGCUGUUUGGAGCCCUGUCGGCUGGCAUGGGGCCGGUGUAUCGUGCUCUUAAAAGCCACGAACAGACUCUCGCCCGGCCCUUUAGGGACCAGUCGGCCCUUGCCCGGGCUUACUGUCGCAUGGAGUUCUGGAGCCGCAUCUGGGAUGCGUCAAUUGUGCCGCCGCAGCCUCACCUGUCUGCAGAGCGCCUCGCCUUAAGGGUUGAGGCCCUGCAGCAGGCGCAGGAUUUGUCACCGCUAUCUUGGGAGCAGGUCAAGACAGCGUGCCUGGCCACGGGCAACAAGAAGGGAGGCCUUGAUGGUUGGUCGUACAAGGCUCUGCGUAACCUCCCUGACUUCUGCUACCGACAGCUUGCGGGGCUCUUUCGUCUUGCUGAGACGGACCUUACUUUGCCGCUUCAAAUGCUUACGGUGCAGGUCGCCCUUCUUGCAAAAACCCCAGAAAAAGAGCGCCCCAUAUCUCUCACAUCGGUCCUUUGGCGAGUGUACAGCAAGCUGCGACGCCCUCUCCUGGAGAGCUGGUUAAAGGAGUACGCGGCCUUUGCCCCUUUCGACUCCGCCACCCCAGGACACACUUCCCUUGACCCAGCACUUUCUCGCUUGAUCAAGGCAGAGGAUCAUAAGUUUCGCAAAGUUACUUUCAUAACUUUGUUCGUUGAUCUUGAAGGUUUCUAUGAUGGGGUAGAUUUUUCUCGACUGAUUUCACAGGGCAAAGCUUUGUCAUUUCCACCCUUGCUUUUGGAACUUAGUCUUCAGCUUUACAAUGGGCCUCGUUGUCUCCAUGGCGAGGGGGUUAGCACUGUUGCUUUGUGGCCCCAGAGGGGCAUCCUUCAGGGGUGCCCGUACGCACCCACGGUUGCAAAACUCACCACUCAUGCUCCGCUGCAGGGCAUCUCCCAGCACCGUGGGGUCAGCCAUGCCGAUUUAUGGCUUGAUGACAUCAGUGUCGAUGUGUCCCAUGCUGACCCGGAGGUUGCGGCCUCUUUGGCCCUGUCGGCAUCCAGGAAAUUGGAGGCCCUGCUUUCCGUUGAGAAGCUUCGCAUUAACAAAACCAAAACCAAGUUUGUUGUCAAUAGUGCCAAGGCGGCCAAAGCACUCAACAGUAUGCGUGUUGAAGGCGAUCCUCAGGUUGCUGACUUGGUCCGGGACCUUGGACUUGACUCGGCAGGUGCCAAGCGCAGAAGGGUUACGCAUGCUUUGAAACGCUUCAAGGUCGGCCGCGCCCGAAACCAGAAACUUCACCAACUUGGCACAGGCUGCAAAGCCCACAGGUUGUAUGCCACUUCCAUUCUUACGGCCGAGAUCUAUGGUUGCCAGGGACAGGGCUUGUCCCCCAAAAGGCUCAAGGUCGUUCGCGCAUCCAUCUCCAGGCAUGUUGGGCGGUCCAAGUGGGGCUCUGUCGACGUGUCUCUGGACUGUAUGUCCUUCCGUUGUCAAGACCCAUUGUUGACAGUUGUCCUUGCGCAGGCUGAUGCUUUGUAUAAAAUGUUCGGCCCCUCCACGGCACAAGGCUGGGAAAUCCUAGCCCGCACCUGGAAGGUGGCCUGGACUCGCCAAGAGGCGGCCGUGCAUGGAUGGAAGUGUGUUGCAGGCCCGGUUGCUGCUAUGGUGCAGUAUUGUAUUGAUUUGCGCAUCAAUGUCAGUGAUCCUCUGCGCUGGGUUCAUAGCAGCGGGGUUCUUCUGCUUGAUGUCACCAACCCUGGCCUUUUCCUGUCAGUUCGCCGCUUUCUUACUCAGGUUGUUGCCCUUGAAAGGGCUUCCCGCUUUGGUGCAGUCCUCACGGCCCAAGGUGCCCAGCAAGGAGUGGACUGGUCAGUCCACCGAAAGCUCUUGAAGGUUUCCAAGCUCUCAUCCCCGCGAUGGGCCUUUCACGCCGUGUGGCAAGGACGCACCUUGCACGCUGGGAAUGGUCCCAAAGGCUUGGACGACCCCGCAGGUCUCGGCCUCAGCUUUGGAAACCAGGGCCUUCUUCCGCCGGGCAGCACGGUGCCUCAGGGGGAGUCCCUCGCAAUCAUUGAAGCCCUCAAGGCCUUUGAGGCUGAAUUCCCUGGUCAGCUUUGGCGCCGCGAGCUCAAUGCCAAAGCAGACACUCUCGCAGGGAGCCGAGCUUGCGCCUUGGCACAGGUUGGUGGAGUCUCCACCCGAUCUAUUGCGAGUGCUUUUCAAUCUGCCAGCAACUUCGGUGCCGGCCCUAUGCCAGAGCGUGUUUCUGCAGUUCCUAAGCUUGGCCUUUUGAGCGCUGCCCAGGUCAACCCUCCAGCAGGGCCCGUCGCCUCCUCUGCAGCGGCUGCCCCAAGGUUGCCGGAGUGCCAAGGCGAGGUCACUCAGUCCACAGGAGUGCAAGGAGCAGCUGGUCAGUCCGUUUAUGUAGGCCUGCUAAGCAUGGCGCCUAAGCAAGAAGGGCGGCACAUAUCCACGCAACUCCGCCGUGAGGAGCGGGGAUUAUCAUGGAAAUCAGCGGCGACGAUAGACCGACAGCGGGGACGUAAGAAAGCCCGCAAACAGAAGAAGCGCCGCGCACAAAAUGAGCACGCUGGCAGGAGAACUGAGGAGGCUUGGCCGCCCCCAUCACCUCCACCAGGACCUCGUGCGGAGGCGAGACAUCGUGAAGCUGAAGAGCCGCCGUCCGACUCGGAGGAGCCCUCGCCUUCAGGGCUGAGGGCUCCCUCCACUGCGGCUGCUUCCAGCAGCCGGGGCCCAGCACGGGAGGAGCCCUCGCCUUUAGGGCUGAGGGCUCCACCCCCUACUGCUGCUGCAUCCAGCAGCCAAGGCUUACCUUUGCAACGACUUCCAGAAGCUGAAGAGCCACCGGUGGACCAGGACGACUCCAGCAACUGUCUUCAAUCUGACAGCAGUGAGACACCACAGCCUGCAGUCGCGCCGAAAGAUCGCCCAAGUGGCUUUGGCCCUCUUCUUCAUGAGGAUGGCCUAAUCACUUUCUUAUGUGUAGCUGCGCCCCAGGUGAAGCAUCCGGUGAACCACUACCAGUGCCUUCCGGAGAGCCUUGAAGUUUACCAUGACUUUGUCACUGGUGGGCGAACAAAAGCUGCUCAGGCGAGACGGCUGGGUUUCGGAAAGUCCCGGACAGUUUACGUUGACCCUGGCUCCUCGGAACACGUUCUGAAGUUGGCGCCACCACAAGGCCACGGGCCAGAACCGGAAGUUUGGAGACUGCUCCCUUAUAUAGUGCCGUGCACUUUGGAUGCGGGUAUUCACCUGCUCACGCUUUCUUGGAAGAGCUGCUAUGAUAUCAUCCCCACGCAUGUUUUGAGGCAGUCUAGGCUCACUCCACUUUCGGUGUGGAGGCCAGCUCCGCCGGACCUUGAUAUGGUCCGCUACAUGAUGGCACUGACUGCGGAGGCCUCCCGUUUCUACAAUCUCAAGGAUCUUGGCUUUUUCAACUUUGGUGUUGAUGCCCGUGGCUUCAUUAUGAUGUGGGACACCGCAGACUGGCUUCCAUGGGAGGGUCAAAGGGCACACUGGCCGAACAGACAGCGUGCCUCGGCUUUCUGGAGCGCGGUCAAGAGGAGUGUUCCAGACCACUUUCAGGAGCUACUCCAGCUUGUCAGCAACGCCUCGCCUGAGGAGGUGCUGCAACGGCUACGACCACUCCUUACGCAGCACUACAAGUGGUGCCUGCUACAGCAGGGAGUUUUCCUUGGUGACUAG
This is a messenger RNA of Symbiodinium sp. CCMP2592, 5151 nucleotides long. The record is from the annotation of a GenBank genome assembly. Lineage: Eukaryota; Dinophyceae; Suessiales; Symbiodiniaceae.